This is a messenger RNA of Anolis carolinensis (green anole), 5352 nucleotides long. RefSeq lists its product as uncharacterized. The transcript has 18 exons. The record is from RefSeq and is a predicted model, not a curated record. Lineage: Eukaryota; Metazoa; Chordata; Lepidosauria; Squamata; Anolidae.
AUGCACAAGCCUACUGGAAGCAAUGCAGCUCCGGUUCUGUUCCCUCUGCUGUCCUGCUGCAACUCUGACAUGAGAGAAUCCCAAGAACGUGUAAUGUUUGGCUGCCUCCUUACUGGAUUUCCUCCAGAGGUUUUAGAUAUCAUAUGGGAACCUGAUGGUGAUGUGAAGACGCAUUUCCCGCCUGUGAUCCAAGAUGGAAAAAAAGCAUACAGUGUCAGCAAGAUGACUGUCGCUGUCUCUAAGUUUUUAACAACACCUUAUACAUGCCGUGUAAAGCACUCCACUGGUUCAAAAGAGAACGGACCCUCAGCAACCAUCAGAUAUAAAGAUUGCAUGGGGCAAAGCCCAAAGCCAGUUCAAGUUCACAUCUUAACCCCCAACUGUGGUGAGCAGGAGACAGAGGCCAGCCUGGAGCUAGUAUGUCUCCUUCGGAGUCUUGGUCCCGGAAAAGCCAGUGUGGAAUGGUUGAUAAAUGGAGAAGUGGAGCCAAAGAAAGUGGAGGCAGAACUGACUGCCGAUAAAGACAAUGGUUUCUCUAGCUUUGUCCGCCGGAACAUCAGCAAAGACAGCUGGGAGAAUGGGGACCGAUAUACCUGUAAAGUGACUCGCCCACUGGGUAGCCAGAAUGUGACAAUGUACAACACCAGCAAGUGCCAGGCCUGCUCAAUGAGACAGCCUAUUAUCUCCAUCACAAAGCCCUCCUAUAGAAAUCUGCUUGAGGGGACAGCAAGUGUCACAUGCUCUGUGGUUGGAUCCAAUCUUGGAAACAUCCAAAUAAUCUGGCAUGUAGAUGGCAAACCUAGCCCUCAUGCUCAAGGCCCACUGGAGAAGAAAGAAGCUAACGGAAAUCAAAAUGUGAUAAGUACCCAUCCAGUAUCUAUGGAACAAUGGAAAAAGGGCACCACCUUCUCCUGUGAAAUAGGUGGCCAUUGCUAUGAAAAUGACUUCAAAGACAUAAUCAUCAAAAAUGACACAAAUACUAUUAAGCCCUCUGUUGCCAUUUCUCGAGCUCCCCUUGACAUCUCACUCAAGAAUGCCGUGGCCUUGAUUCUCAUCUGUGAUGUGAGCGGGUUUUUCCCAAAGGAAAUUAGUAUCUCAUGGAAGAAAAAUGGCAUGCCCUUGAAUGAGACACUGUACAACAAUGGGAUGGCAAAAGCGGCUGGGAAUGUGUACACCACCUACAGCAUUCUGACCAUUGGGAGAGAUGAACCAGGGGGCAAGGGCGGCAGCUAUAGCUGUGUGGUCCACCAUUCCUCUUCCGAUAAGCCCAUCACCACCAGUGAAAAUGUGCCCAUGGACUUCUUUGAACCUAAAGCUCCUCUUGUGGAACUCCUGCAGUCAAUAGACCAAAAGGAGAAAACCGUGAUGCUAAAAUGCAUGGCUUCAAACUACAGACCCUCCAAAGUGAGCAUCCGAUGGAAAAGUGGCCCACAAAACCGGAAUGAAGCUUCUGCAGAACAAGCCAUGUCAGAUGGAACAUACAGAGCCAGUAGUCAGUUUCAAAUCCCCAUUUCUCAGUGGAAAUCAGUGGAAAGCAACACUUGUGAGGUGGUGCAUAAAGAGACAAAUUUCACUGUAGUCAAGAAGACCACCAGGAAAGACUGGAUUGUGCCCACAGCCCUCACCCUGUCUCUCAGCACAACACCCUUCUGCCAUAGCACAGGCCUGGAAAACAGGAGUAGUAUCAUCUUAUUCUGUUCCGUCCACGGCUACUCACUUGAGAAAAUGCAAAUCACCUGGGAGAUUGGAGGGAAAGUUCAGCAAGACUCAAAGGCAGAAGCGUAUCAACAGAGUGAAGAUCAAUUCUACACUACCAGCAACCUGACUCUGUCCCUCAAGGAAUGGAACAAGCUGCAAGAGUAUACUUGUAAGGUGACCCAACCUGAAGCGAAACACAUCCAGACAGCUCAUAUCAGCAAGUGCACAGCAUGUAAAGAUAGUAUUCCACCUCCCAGCCUCUACCUCUUGAAGCCACCUCUCAAGAUGCUGCUCACCCAAGGAAAAGCUCUCCUGACUUGUCUAGCAGUAGGAUAUGAACUGGAGCAUGCUAUGCUCACCUGGAUGGUAAAUGAUCACAACCACACCAAGGAUGCUAGAACAGAAAACAUCGAAAGCCACACAAACUGGACCCAGAGUUUAAAAAGCCAUUUGAACAUCACCAGUCAAGUCUGGGGUUCUGGAAGCAACGUCCAGUGCAUCAUUUCUCAUCCUUGUGCACUCUUCCCAGAUACCAAACAGAGCAUCCAAAAAUAUGAAGAUUCCAGUCCCAUUAAAGAGCCGACUCUCUCCUUGAUCACUCCAUCAGCAACACAACUGAUGCAACCUUCUACCCAAGCUGUAGCUUGGCUGGCUUGUGUGAUAUCUGGGUUUUCCCCAGCUGAAAUACUUGUCUGGUGGAAGAAGAACAAUAGGGACGUUGUUACUUCGGAAUAUAUCACUGGGCCUCCAGUGGUGGAAACUGGAAGUUCCACCUUUACCACCCAAAGCAUCUUGAAAGUCCCAGCAUCUGAAUGGGAAAAUAGAGCUCUAUAUACCUGUGUUGUGGGGCAUGAGUCCUUAAGUGACUUGAAGAACAUCAGUAGAACCUUAUAUGAUCUUCUGGAACCAGCUUCCCCAGAAGUGGUGGCAUUCCACAGCUCAGAGGACAGAGAAGGCCAGAAACUUGUCUGUUUUGCUACCAACUUCUAUCCCCAAAAUAUUGACAUUCAAUGGUACAUCAAAGGAAAUCUUCUCAACUGCAGUGCAGAUUCCUCCACUCUGGUGCCCCUUGCUAAUGGGAAAUUCCAGAAGAGCUGUGAUUUGUUAGUCAGUGGAGAAGAAUGGAGCAAGCCAGAGAUAUAUACAUGCACAGUCAAUCACAGUGCAACGACCUCCUUUGUUAAGAAGGACUUGCAUUCUUCUGGAAUGGUCUCAACUCUCAACAAUGAAACAGCCAUCAAAAUGAAACUGCCAAGCUUUGAAGAGCUCUUCAUGAACAAAAGUGCAGCUGUCACAUGUAUGAUGCAACUAGUAAAUAGAACCACCAAUGCAACAUUCAGUUGGGCAAUGGAUGGAGAAUCUGUCAAUGCAAAUGCUGUGGCUACUGAAGUCUUGGAAGAGUCCAACAGCACGUCUUGGCUCUACAGCAAACUCUGGUUGAAUCUGACUGAAUGGAACGCCACCACAGAGUUCACCUGUAGCAUUUCUGAUGGGCCAACAGAAACCAAGUUCAGAAGAAAUGGCACUAUAAAGCCUCCAAAGGUCUACCUCCAUCACCAGCAAUCCAGUGAAGACUCAAAUGUAACCCUUCUGUGCAUGGCCAAAGAUUUCUACCCAGGAGAGAUCUUUCUGGAGUGGAAGGAGGAAAACAAAGAGAUGUCACUAAAGGGUCACAAUGCCCAUGAUUUGAAAUGUGAUCACAAAAAGCAAAAGUGCUCAUUAAUGAGCAUCCUCGAAGUGCCCACAAGCAAAUGGAUGACAGGCAUCACCUACACAUGCCUGGUAGCCCACAUUUCCUCUGAAAACAUCACAGCUAGAAGAGCCAGUUCCCUCUCUGAUACCUGGGAUUGUGCCAUUAUGGGUGCUGCCGUAUGUGAUGUCCGUAAUGAAAAUGAAGAUGAAUACAGUGAACUGGAGGAUGCCAAUGGCGUCUGGAACAAAGUUUCCACUUUCAUGGUUCUGUUUGUCGUUGCACUUUUCUAUGGGGGUCUUGUGACUUUCAUCAAGGGUCACUUGCCUUCGGGCCUUCAGCCACGGGCCCGCCUUUGGGGCCUGUGGCCACCUUCGGCCUGUGGCUACCUUCGGGACCUGGCCCAGGGCCAGGCCCUCCACCUCCGGGGCCAGGUCCGCUGCCUCCAGGGCCAGGCCCUCCUUAACCCACACAUUGGCAGGCAUCCUCAGAGGGGAGCUGCCAUCAUCCUGUCUACCUCUUUCUUCACAGCCACCCCCACAGCCCCAGCUGUAUUUCCACUGACCCCCUGCUGCCAAGAUCUCUCAGCCGCCUCUGAAGUGCGCCUUGGAUGUUUGGUCACUGGCUACUUUCCUGAUCCGGUCACAGUGCAGUGGAAUUCAGGAGCCAUCUCCACUGGCAUCCGGACCUUCCCAGCAGUCCUGCAGUCCUCCAGCGGCCAUUACACACUCAGCAGCCAGCUCACCGUUCCCGUCUCCAGCUGGAAUACAGAGAAUUUCCAAUGCAAGGUCAUUCAUGCACCUACCAGCUCCACAAUUGAACAAAGGAUUGAACGCUGUGUGACCCAUAGUCCAGUGGCCCCAGACGUCCGCCUGCUUCAUUCCUCCUGCAGCCCCAGAUCCACUGAUGCCUCCAUCGAGUUGGUCUGCAUUUUAUCAAAUUUCUACCCAAAAGAAGUAAGUGUAGAAUGGCUGAUAGGUGGAAAAUCUGGGUUGCUCCCCUCAUACACCGAACCUCCCAGGCAAGAUGCAGUUGGGUACACCUUCAGCACCACCAGCAGUGCCAAUAUUAGCCAAGCAGACUGGCUGGAAGGGACCAUCUACACCUGCAAGGUGACACACGCCGGAAGCCAAACCACCAUGAGAGCCAGAGCCAAAAAAUGUGAAGAUGACAGUACCAGUCAAUGUGAUGGCAUUUAUGUUUACCUCAAAUCUCCGACGCCAAAUGACCUAUACCUAAACAGAGAUCCCAAGGUUUCCUGCGUGGUAGGUAAUCUGGAAAGUGAAGAAGGGCUGAAAGUGUCCUGGUCACGAGACAAGAAGGCAUCUCUGGACCCUGAACCUAUGUCUGUGUCAGAAGAACUUAAUGGCACCUACACUGUUGUCAGUGCUCUGCCCAUCCUUACCAGGGAGUGGGAUUCAGAAGAGACAUUCACCUGCACUGUGGAAUAUCCAGGCGUGCCCACUCCCAUUGUUAAGAAAAUUACCAAGCUUAAAGGCAAGGUCACAACACCCAGUGUGUACCUCUUCCGCCCUCACCGUGAAGAGUUGAUCUUUCAGUCACAUUCACAGCUGACCCUCACUUGCUUGGUCAAAAAUUUGAACCCGAAGGAUGUUUCUGUCCAGUGGUUGAAGGAUAACAAUGCUCUGACUGAAGACAACCACAUCACAACCCCAGUCUUGAAGGACAGCAUUGAGGAUAGCUAUUUUGUCUACAGCAAACUAUCGAUCUCCAGAGCUGACUGGGACCGAGGGAGUUCCUACACCUGCAUGGUUAUCCACGAAGGCCUCGCCAUGAAGUUCACCCAGAGGACCGUUGAGAAAUCCCAGGGUAAAAAGUGAAGACCAUCUCUAUCCAGCAUCACAGCCCUCCUUGUCCUAUCCCAGAUUGUAUUCAAGCAUUUGUAAAUAAUUCCCAUGCAUGCAUGUUUGGCCUAAAGCUAAAUAAAAGAGAUCCAACUCUCA